AUGGAGUGGCCAUACAAUUCCGAACAGGAUUCUCUUGGAUAUUAUAGCUUCGAACCUGGACAAGAAAAUACCCAUGCCCCUCAAUCACAGCCUGACUAUGCUUAUCAUGUUUCGUCAGGACACGGCAUCAGCCCCGACGAUAUGAUCAUCGACAAUCCCCAGACUGAUCAACAAGAUUUUACUUGUUUUCAGACUAUGCAACCAAUUUCCUACACAUUCGAACAACUCACCCAAUUAUCCUUGGAUAUGACCAUGCUUGGACCUGAUCAAGUCAAUCAGGCACAGAGUCUUACCCAGCCUUUGCAUUUUGACGAGAUGCAUAGUACAUUUGCAGAAAUGUCUCUCGACUCCAUCAAUACAACCCUUCUACCGCAGAUCGCAACUGGCACUGGUCAACACCCACAGCCUAGCAGUCAAGAGAUAACAGAUCAAGAGUGGGAAGCGAAGAAAGAAGAUAUCCGCCGGGUUUACAUUCACGAUAACCUAAGCCUGAAGAAGACUAUGGAGCUGCUAAAGAGCUCUUGGAGACGACCACCUACGGAGGCCAUGUAUAAAAGCAGGCUUCGGCAGUGGGGUCCCGAAUUUUCCAAGAACCGAACAAAGAGAAACGCGGGAUCCAUUCCAAAUCAAGAUGAUAGACAGCCACGUCGUAGGGAGGCCCCGGUUCCCACGAUUCAAAAAAGCCCUCCCACCCAACCAGAAACCUUUGAGGCGUUUGUGAUCAAUAUCAGAACCUUCCUUGGUCGAGUCUUUGACGGCACUUCGGCCACUUGGCGGGUCGGCAACUUCAACUUUCAGUCAAACUCUAUCACUGGAAGAUCUACCAGAUCUUGGGAGCUGUUAUUCCACCAAAGCCAGGAGGCUGCAAUACUUGCGCGAGGCUCACGUACCGGCAAUCUCAAAUUUGUACUUGAAGAUAUGCUUUUGAGCAUCAAGUCGAGAUUUCUGGAUGGAGAGAGCAUUCACGAGCUAAACGACCCUUACGUUCUUGUGUAUUUGCUCAGAAUCCUGAUGGUAUUUCACACCAUGCGUCGACGAGGCAUUCAACGGCUGGAGAAAAACCGCCAAGGGCUCUCUGAGACCUUCUUAGACAAACUGCAAGAGUUUGUAAAGAAUUUGCCCUCUGGACAUCCCUUAGAAGGAUUUAUUAAAAUUUUGAAAGUCAGGCUUCAGCUUUUCCGAGUCCAAUCAAAACAAUUUCGAGAAGGGCAACUCGCAGUGCUCCGGAACAACCCAGAUGAGUUUGUCAAGUUUCUGUCAUGGGCUCAUUCGCGGAUCCUUCAAUGCUUGGUUUCCCAUGUGGGUUCGAAUCAUCCAGUAAUUCUGAACAUGACAGAGUAUCAUAUCGCGACUUGGAAACGAGCAUACAUGGAAAGCUCGAUUUCGAUUGAAGCGCAAUACGACUGUCUUCGGCAGAACUGUCAAGGUGUGGAUCCGUCUUCUGAGGACGGUAUCACGCUGCUAUUGGACUAUGCUAUGAUGUCAUCGAACAAGAACAAGAACCAAGGUUAUCAGUCAAAACUGGUAAUACUUUUCGAGGAACUACGCUGGUACAGUCUGCAGUGGGUCAGUCGCCAGGAACCACUAAUAUUUCUCCCUCCCACGUAUGCUUUCAUCUUUUCCACGGGCUGGCUUGCGAACAAAGCCUACGAAUUCCCCAGGUUCUUCUUCUCCCCGCCUGCCACGUAUCUUGAAGAGGGGGUUGAGAGCCUUUUGCGUGGUGAUCAAGACUGCUGCAUCUGGGCGAGUUCAUUUUCGAAAAGGUUGAAGUUAUGGUACAAAGGAUCUAACAGGACUGGAAAGUUCCGUGCUGAGCUUAAACGAGAGAAGAAACGCCUCCACGACCUGACGAUCAAUUUGCAUCGCUCAGUGGUCCUGCGUAAGCCCAUGGAGAGGGAGAAAAAGCAGUCCAAGCGCAACUACGACAUGAAGAGAAGAAAGGAGGAAGAGGAGGAGGUUUUCAAGCUGACUGGAGUAUAA
Molecule: messenger RNA, 1980 nt
Organism: Fusarium odoratissimum NRRL 54006
Lineage: Eukaryota; Fungi; Ascomycota; Sordariomycetes; Hypocreales; Nectriaceae
Exons: 2
Coding region: 1-1980 (659 amino acids)
Source: RefSeq, a predicted model, not a curated record